UCGCCAUUUGCACAGCAAGGUGCGUACGAAAUAAUUAGGUCAACAAAGCUGACAAAUAAUUUCUUUUCAUGGACAAGAUUUUCAUCUAACCGCCUAAGGUGGUGUCUUGUCAUAGUCAUUCACUAUGACGGAGGACUACUAUACGAUCCAGACACAGGACCAUGCCUCCACCAUGCUGUCCGACAUGUUUACUCUCCAGAAGCAGGGGGUCAUGUGUGAUGUCAUACUGUCAGCUGAGGAUGGAGAGGUGAUGGCCCACAAGGUGGUGUUGAUGGCAGCAAGCAAGUACUUCAGAGAAAAGCUUUCACCUGUGGUUAGUCAAAGGGCGGCCAAGAUUUGUUUGAAAGGCAUUUCCGUGGUUGAGCUCGCAAAUCUGGUCAAAUACAUCUACACAGGCAAACUGCUAGUUGCCAAGGAGACCAUGGAUAUAACUCUAGAAAUAUCAGAGAUUUUGGAACUGAAUGGAGUCAUUCAAGGAUACAAUGAGAUUGUUUCUUAUGAAACUAUGAAAGAGAAAGAAGCGAGUCAAACUACAGAAGCUGGUCAGGCAAUUACUCCGGAGAAAAAAGAUGAGGCUAUAAAGGAAGCAUUGUCUAAACCAAUUAGUGGGGAAGAUGGACAUCUUUCACAAGCAACAUCUGUUGCAUCAGAAAUUCAGAAUUCAGGUUUGAAGUUGCCAGUCAUAACCUCAAGUCCAAGCAAACCUGUAACAACAAAAACUAUUGAAGCAACUCAGACAGUAGCAAGCGAGUAUAACUUUGAGGUUAAUCCGUAUGAAGAACAGUAUGUUGAUGUAACUGUUGGGUCUAAAACACCAACAAAAGAUUCGAACCAAACACAGAGUAUUCCUAUUGUUACUCCACCAAGAUUACAACAAAUGGUGGAUAUCCCAACUGAAGGGCCAAAUAUUACUGCAGAAGAGGCCCAACAUCAAGAUUUACUAGCUGUAGCAAUAGAAUCUCUGACUGAUGGUUCAAAUAUGAUUAAUCGUCAGAAACAGGGUCCGGAAAUUGAGAGAGCUGUUUCAAGUAUAACGCCAAAAACUGCUCCAGAGAACGUAGUAAUAGAAAAAGUCAAUGUUGAUGUUGAAGUAGGAAAGUCUGAAGAUUUUAUUAAUGGUAAAACUUGUACUAAAACUUUGACCAUGAAUGCUGGUAAGGUGAACAAUGAGUAUGGAGGUCAAACAGAGGUCUACACUGUAUCCCUGGAUCCAUCAACAUUGAAAUCCCCUAUAAUAAUGCCAAGAAAGAUGAAAAAACGUACAUCAAAAGAAAAAAAGGCAGAGGAGGCUGCAAGGACAUACAGAAAGAAGAAAAACGAGCUUCUACAAACCCAGUAUCCCAUUAUUCCUAUUGGUACAGUAUUUGAUGACGCAGAAGGUCAACAGCAGAUUCCAAUCGAGUCAGAGCAGCAGGAUUUUCGGUUUGCCAGCCUUUCCAAAUUAAGGAAGAAAAACCAGAUUUCUGAAAACUCUAUUGCAACCAACUUGAAUCUUGAAUGUGAUGAAAUAAUAGCAGGAAGAGAUUCUUUCAUUCUAUCCAAUGACACUGCAGAACUUGUGGUGGAGCAGGAGAGUGUAGUUUCCUCAACCUCAGAUAUAGCAAAUGCUGAAGGAAUCGAUGAAGCAACAAGAAUUAUCAAAUCAGAAACAGAUGAUCACACACCAUCAAAGAGUGAACAAGGCUCUCCAAAAACACCAUUGAAAGAUGAUGAAAAAUCCAGCGCCACUAAGAGAAAAACCCGCACUCCGAAAAAAAUUGCCCUGUCAGAUGCUGAGACGGAUAGUUCCGACGAUAAAAGGCGGAAAACCAACAUUGAAGGAAAAGUCUCGAUGCCAAUGAAAGAUGAUGGAAAAAUAAUCUGUAUAAUUGAUGAUGAAGAAAGCAAUGUCAAAGGGUCUAAAACUAAGUUUUCAGCUAAAGAAACUGUUCCACAGGUUUUGCAACCUAAAGUUAGAUUGAAGAGGCAUACCGAUAGUGAAGUAGAUGAACUUGUUAAAAAGGUGAAAAAACAGGGACAAAGUCCCAAAGGUAAAGUUGGACAAGAGGACAUGAAUGAAAAACAGAAUGCGGAAAUACAAGUAGAUAUUGAAUCAUCUAAAGUUACUGAAGGAUCCAAAGAAGUUGAGGAUGAGGAUCCUUUUAAUGAAGUUAUGAAAAAUAUGAAUGUAGAGCUACAUAAAGCAGGGAGAAUGAGUAAAAGGCAGAGGAAAGCUGUUAAGAGACCUGAUUUUGAAUAUGAUCAACAAGUUGCAAAGAAAUCUAAAGUCACAGAAUAUGCAUGUCAGCAUGAUGGAUGUAAAGCUUUGUUCAAGAGUGUAGGUGAGUUGAUGGAACAUCAGAAGACUUGCUCUAAUAAAGGUGCAAAAAAUCUGUUUAAACUUAUGAAAAAUGAGGCCAAAGAUGAAGUGCCAGCAUCACCUAGUAAGACAAUAGAAGCUUUUCAAACAAAGCUAGUAGAACUACCAAUCAUUAUUACGCAUAGAAAUAUAAGGCCUGAAGAAAAGCAGUCAGGUGAUGAACAAAGUGGUAGCGAAGACAAACUGGUAACAGAUGUUGGAGAGGAACCUGUUGAUAAGAUAUUGCCUCCGAAAGAGGAAACAAGAAGCCCAAGUCCAGCUUCUGGUGCACAGAAAUCUGAUGCUUGGUCACAGUAUGGGGAAUCUCCACUGACAGAUAAGGAUCUCUAUAGGUGUAACUAUUCGAACUGUCAAACGUUAGCUGACAAUCUGGGCUGUUUGAAGCUCCAUUAUGCCAAGUUCCACAAGAAGCGCUGGGACAGCGGUGAUGAGAUCAUGUUUCAAAAGAAACUGAAGAAGCUUGAUGAACUACAGGGAGCAAUUUCUUCUGACCCCGCUGGUUCUCACAUCAGGACAGAAGUGCUGUACAAGUGUGUGGCAUGUAACAUGACCAGUAUAGAUGUGAAAGAGCUUGACAUCCACCUCGCAGAUGAACAUGAAGGUGCACAAGUAAAGUGUCGAAAAUGUUCGGAGGAGUUUUCCUCAUUUUCCGAGAGGAUAAUUCACGAGAAUAAUAAUCAUUCUGGAUCAUGGACAGAUUUCAAGUGUGAUUUGUGUAGCUCGGUCUUUGAUACUUAUACAAAACUCCUCAAUCACAGAGUCAAGAAACACGAUGAGGAGGUGCCAACGAGUAUUUUGCCGUUAAAAUGUUCUCACUGUCCGAACAUUGAUAUUAAAGACUAUGAGGCAUUGACGAAACACCUUGAAGAAGUGCACGACUUUGUGAUUCUCAAAAGAAAUAUGCCGGAUAAAACUAACAAUGGAAACUCAUCUAGCGUCAACAAAACUGGCAGAACACGAAAGCGGAUUUCUCUUAAUAAACUGCCGACUGAAGAAUUCACUCAUGAACUUCUUCGGCGACAUCAGGAAUAUUUAAAGAAACCAGAGAAAAAAUACAAAUUCAUGUCAUCAGUUUUAGCAAAGAACACGCUCAUGCCCUCGUUUCCACAGGCUUCACCCAGCAUUCGUAACACAACAGCAAACAAGCUGUACAAUAUGCCCAAGUUCAGUCCGAAGUACACCCCUAUUACAGAUUUUCCUGGUCUUGGUCAACUAUCAGGGCAACUAUCAGGGCCAUGGGUUCCCAGAGUUGGUAGUGAAGUUGUUGUUGAACAACAUCAUUGCCAUCAUGGUGAAGUGGUUAUUGAAAAUGUAGCCGGGGAUCCUAGGGUGGGCUCAACCAUUUUGAAACUCGUAAGCGGACAGGAGGAAGGUGAGGAGCAGAUGAUAAUGAUUACAACCAAUGGAAUACAGUCUGUCGUGAGAUCAAAGGAUUUCUAUCAGACCUUGUUGGAGUCAGGCAACGAGUCCGCUCAGACAUUGAAGGUGAUUUCGACGCUACUGGAAGCGGGAGAAGAGAUUGAAAUACGGGAAGAAGGGGAACAAGUGGAGAUUCAGAACAUCUAAGUUGUACUUAAUAUGAGUGUUGUGAUCAUGCAAUUCUAAAACAAUCAUUAAGACCCUUGUAAAUAACAGGAUUUAGUUCAGCUAGACACAACGCUGUACAAGACAACACAACGAUCAAGGCCUUACUCAAACUGUGAGCAGAGUUUGUAGACUUUAAACGAAAAUUAUUUUUAAGAUUAUCAUGAAGUAAUUGUACAAUCCAGCUAAAACAAGAAAUUUGGCAAAAUUAAGUUACAUUUGUAGCUGCAUAAAUGUUGGUUUGAACUUGCUUGGCUCGAAUUUCCCGUUUGGUCGAACUGGAUGUAAAGGACCGAUUUCUAUAUACUGAAGGUUCUUUCACUGGUUCCUAGGACUUUAAGCCAACAGGGUUUGAGUGUAAAAUAUUUCAACUCCUUAUCCAUCAGUUCUCUGGUAAGAUUUCAGAUGAGCCAUACAUGACAUUGUGUUUUUCAAGCUCAUGAUAAAACCUUAAAGGCCUGAAUUUUGAAUAUUUUUCUAAACAUGAAUGAAGCUAUCGUAUAAAAUGGCAUCUGAAUACAAAUAAAAAAUUAUGAUGAAAGAAUACAUGUAUUUGUACACUCAAUGUGCAAACUUUAAAAUUAUUAUAACUGUUCAAUUGUAUCAGCUGGCACAACGGUAGAUCUAAAUGUUUAAAAGUAAGGUAUAUAUUAAAUAUAACCCAGGGGGGCUAAUGUUUGUAUGUAAGAUAAAUGUUUAACAGUUAUUAUCUUAUCUUGUUCUGUUUGCAGCCCUUUUGUUUGUCAUGAUGGGUUAACAUACUGUUUGAUUGUGAUGUCGUUAAAUAUAUGAGAAUGUAAAUAGAUGCAGGUUUAAAACAAGUGAAAAUCAUGUGUUCAAAAUGUUAAGAUAAAAAUAUUUGCGUUGUUGUUUUCUACUGAAUUAUGUUUUAUUAAAUUUUGUGUUCAUUCUUGGUAGAAUUGAGUGAAUGAUAAUGGUUUGGAAAACUUGUGUGUAUUGUUCACGCAUAUACAAUGUACAUGUAUAACUCAUAAUGCUGAGCAUAAAUAGAGGUUCAAGUGACACUCUUAUUCAAAUCAAUACAUACAAUUUGAGAGAUAAACUACUUUACUUGAUAAUGGAUUUAUGAAAAAUAUUAAUUACUGUUAACAAGAUUGUAAAUGUGUAUUUAAUAGCUGAAAACACAAAAAUAUUAAAUGAUUGGUGAAUGCUAAAAGAUUUACUGUGAUCAACUAUAGUCUCAUAAGGUAGAAAUACUGUGUAUUUUACUCAUAUCUUUCAAAUUCACCUUGAUAUCCUUCAUAAGAACCAUUGUUUUCGACAUAAAUUCAUUCUUUUAGGAAUAUUAUAACAAUAGUAUUAAUUGUGGUAAAUCUUAUGUGGGAAUAAGAGUGCAUCUUUAAAAUGAAAGGAUGCUUUGCUGAUGUCCUGUUUCAUGUUCAGUUUGGUGCGUGAACACAUACUCGUCAAGAUCACGUAGCUGUCGAGACUGAUGCUUGUUUUCCAGACAAGGUUGUACAGUCAUCAUGAAAGUAUUCUUUUGUAAGAUUCCAUUUGUUAAAUGCCUCUUGAUUAGUUCCAUAUUUUAACACAAUGUUCAUAGUUUUAAUUGACGAAACUGUGCUUAGCUUUUACUCCAUAAAAUUAGAUAUUAUA
Molecule: messenger RNA, 5560 nt
Organism: Mya arenaria
Lineage: Eukaryota; Metazoa; Mollusca; Bivalvia; Myida; Myidae
Exons: 8
Coding region: 125-3925 (1266 amino acids)
Molecular function (GO): protein binding
Source: RefSeq, a predicted model, not a curated record